AUGCCCGCAUACUUUUACCAUAUCAGGAUCGAAGUACUGUAUGAUUCUACAUCUCUGGCAUUGAAUUCCAUCAGUGAGGCUUUUCUGCCUUUUCAAGCGCGGGACCGUGUCCUGGUACCAUCUGCGCUCCACGGCGGAUCGAAGAUAUCUAGCGUCAACCAUCAAAUACCCGUGGACACGUCUGCGACCAGGGACCUUGCGACCCGUUCUACGACGCUUGAUCGACGACUCAACUUUGCUUCUGCGGCCUCAGAUACCGUUCCCGCGACUGCCGGUUCUUCGACUCGCGCUACGCAGCAUCAGCACCAUAACCAACGUCGAGCGUUCGACUCGGCUCUUCUACGUGGUAAUCACUCUGUUUCGUCUUCUCGACCUGCCGACCUUGACACCGACGCUCGAACGGGCCCGAUACUUGUGGGGUGUAUCGAUAUGGUCAUACCCGAGGAAAGAUCAGGAAAGCGAGAUGCAAGACGCGACAGUGCCACGGCUGCACGAGGACGAACUGGUGGCGAGCAUGGAUCCUCGGUGAAUGCGGACAACCUCGUCGCUGCGGGCAUUGGCACCGACAUUCUGGGUGGAUUGCGCACUAGGGGCCGAUACAUCCCACUUGAUCGUGAGAUCCAUGAGAGUGUCUGGGGCAUCGUCCAUUUGUACCGGGACGUGGAGGAGACGCCCUAUCUAGCGGGUAAUGAGGAUGAUUACCCGACGUAUUUGAAGGGCUCUGCAGCUGUGGCGAGGCACCCGGGGGAUCACUCUGAUGGUGCGACAUCUUCGAAUCAUGUGGCGGCUGGCUCGUCUGUCGAGAAGGGCUCCUCCUCAGCUGGGAGGAAGCUGGCGCUUGAUGAGGAUUGCUCGACGCUGUGCAUCCUGGCGGUGCCUAGUUACUUGUCGCCUCCGGACUUUUUGGGCUUUGUCGGUCAAGGUACGAUGGAUGAUGUUAGUCAUUUUCGGAUGAUUCGCACGCCGCGGGCCAAUCGGUAUAUGGUCUUGAUGAAGUUUCGGAAUGGGAAGCGGGCGAAGGAAUGGCAGAAGGAGUGGAAUGGGAAGGUGUUCAAUAGCAUGGAGCCCGAGACCUGUCAUGUUGUCUUUGUCAACUCGGUUGAAAUCCAAGUCGUCGAGCCCGAGUCGUCCAUGUCAUACUCAUCUGCAGAACCUGGUGCCCACCCACCACCUCUCAAACACACAGCGUCUUCUACUGCUCCAGCCACACUCUCGACGAAACCUCUUGCUCCUCCUACACCCGCCUUGAUCGAGCUCCCCACGUGUCCUGUGUGCCUGGAACGUAUGGAUGAGACCACCGGUCUCCUCACAAUCAUAUGCCAGCACGUCUUCCACUGCACAUGUCUGCAGAAAUGGAAGGGGAGCGGAUGUCCCGUGUGCCGAUACACGCAAGACGAUUUCCGCAAAGGAUCCACCUCGGCGCCGGGGAGGACGAGCCUGCAGAAUGCAGCGUCUAACCUCUGGGCCUGUCUCAUCUGCGGCUCAGUAGGCUGUGGCCGGUACGAUGGCGCCCACGCCUUUGACCACUGGAAGUCCACCUCGCACGCCUUUGCCAUCGAUCUCCACUCCCAGCGCGUAUGGGACUACGUCGGCGACGCAUACGUCCACCGCAUCAUCCAGAGCAAAACAGACGGCAAGCUCGUCGAACUCCCCGCCGCCGACCAUUCCGCACUUGAUCCCCCCGACUGUGGAGACGCCGUGCCUCGCGAGAAAUUGGAGAACAUGAGUGUAGAAUACACCCACCUGCUCACGUCGCAGCUGGAAAGUCAACGCGCUUACUUCGAGGAAGUCGUGGAACGGGCCGCGGACAAGGCCUCUCGAGCCAGUGCCGCCGCCGCCGCCGCCGAAAAAGCAGCCAGUGAGACAACCGCGCGUUUGGCCGAGCUUCAAGCGAAAUUCGACACCCUCACAGCCGAGUCCCUGCCUAGCAUGGAGCGCGAACGAGAACGUCUCGAGAAACGCGCAGAGAAAUUCGAAGCACUGGCUCGUCGAAUGGAGAAAGACUGGCGCGAAGAAAAGACAAUCAACGCAAGCUUGAUGGAGAAACUGGACCACGUGACGAGCGAAAAGUCGGGGUUGAAGAACCAGGUCGAUACGCUAAAGGCGGAGAUUUUGGAUCUACAGGAGCAGAAUCGGGACUUGACUUUUUUCAUCAGUAGUAGUCAGAAAUUACAGGGUGCGGGGGAGGAUAUUGAGCAGGGGACGGUCAGUGUACCUGCUCCGCCACCGGCGGAAUCUGCGAAGAAGAAGCGCAAUCGGGGCAAGGGGAAGAAAUGA
Penicillium diatomitis is the source of this 2277-nucleotide messenger RNA. Its product is annotated as putative RING and UBP finger domain protein. Gene Ontology annotation, cellular component: cytoplasm. The transcript is spliced from 3 exons. Lineage: Eukaryota; Fungi; Ascomycota; Eurotiomycetes; Eurotiales; Aspergillaceae. The record is from RefSeq and is a predicted model, not a curated record. Gene Ontology annotation, biological process: Ras protein signal transduction; protein ubiquitination. The coding region runs from base 1 to 2277 and encodes 758 amino acids. Gene Ontology annotation, molecular function: zinc ion binding; ubiquitin protein ligase activity.